AUGGCGUUGAGAUUAAAUGAAAUGGAUAGAAGAGCAUUGAUUGAAAAAUUUCAUCAGAUGGAUAAAAAUUGUGAUGGUGUUUUAACACCGUCGGAAAUUCGACUAUGUGUUCAACGAUCUGGUCUACCAGAAUCAAAAGUCGAUGAAUUUCUACGUUUGUUUGAUCUAAGCGGUGACAAUGUGAUUACAUUGCAAGAAUAUAUUUGUGCACUUGGUUUACAACCUCCACCGCCUAAAGAUAUUCAUCUAUGGAGACGAACGUUUGAUGAAUUCGAUCAAGACAGAUCAGGACAAUUAUCACUAGAUGAAAUCAGAAACGUUUUACAAGAACUAGGAUAUCGUCGUUUAGCUGAAGACGCUCUAAAUGAUUGGAUGCAAAGUGUUGAUAAAAAUUGUGAUAAAAUGAUUGACUUCUCUGAAUUCUGUGCAUUUCUUUGUGAAAAUUGGCAAGAAUAA
This is a messenger RNA of Schistosoma turkestanicum, 456 nucleotides long. NCBI's taxonomy places the organism in Eukaryota, Metazoa, Platyhelminthes, Trematoda, Strigeidida, Schistosomatidae. The record is from the annotation of a GenBank genome assembly.